Solanum dulcamara is the source of this 567-nucleotide messenger RNA. RefSeq lists its product as uncharacterized. The transcript is spliced from 2 exons. Gene Ontology annotation, molecular function: electron transfer activity. Lineage: Eukaryota; Viridiplantae; Streptophyta; Magnoliopsida; Solanales; Solanaceae. The record is from RefSeq and is a predicted model, not a curated record. The coding region runs from base 228 to 542 and encodes 104 amino acids.
ACUUGAGAGUUUUAGUAGUGAAGUGAUCAUUCUUGUAAAAAAUGGCUUUCGCUAAUGCACAUGCAUUUCUCUUACUUGCAGUAUUGUUCUCAUCCAUGUUUGCCACUGGACUAGCCAAUUAUGACUUCAAUUAGGGUCCUAAAUAUACUAAUCCACCAAAUGCUACUCAGACCUCCAAUAAAUUCGUCGUUGGAGGUUCGGAAAAAUGGCAUUAUGGCUUCAAUUACAUGGAUUGGGCUCGAAACAGUGCUCCUUUCUUUGUUUAUGACACCUUAGUGUUCAAGUAUGAUCCACCAAAUGUAAAUGGUACCGGAAUUGCACACAGUGUUUACUCAUUCCCAAACUAUUGGAGCUUCAGUAAGUGCGACUUCAGAAGAGCUAAAAGGAUAGCAGAUUCAAGUCAGGGUGCAGGGGAAGGAUUUGAGUUUGUGUUGAAGAAAAUGCAGACUUACUAUUUUGCUUGUGGAGAGCAUCAAGGCAUCCAUUGCAAGACUGGGAACAUGAAGUUUUCUGUGAUGCCUCUCAAACAUUGGCGUUUCUAAAUUAAAUGAGAGCAACAUGUUGUGU